UGUGAUUUUUAGCAUAAAAUUGGUGGAAACAGGUGUGGAAACAUCCGCGGGAUAGUGGAGACAUUGAAGUCCACAUCGCUUUCUCUGGACGUAUGCUUUCUGAUCGGACCUAAAGCGGCUUGCAGGGCUGAGCACAUAGAGAGAUGCAGACAGCUGCGUUUUCUUGCAGGGGGAGUGUUGCGGGCGCCGGGAUAUCAAGCAAAGGAAGGGGUUCUACGGGGGUUUAUGCCAUUCGUGAGAGAGGAUUGGGGCAUAAGACGGCUUUGUUGAUGCCCGUAAGGAGGUUUUGCUUCGGGGAGGCGCGGAUUGGAUCGAUCGAGAUGAGAUUAACUCGGAUGAGGACGGGGAUGGAGAAAGUCUUUAGACCGACAGGGAAAGCUGGAUCAAUCCGUGCUCACGCAGCUGGUGAUCCUAAGGAUAUCCCUUCGAGUAAACUUCAAGAGAAAUCUUCUGGGACCGUUUUGCCAUAUGUUGGCAUUGCUUGUUUGGGUGCCAUUUUGUUUGGAUAUCACCUUGGAGUUGUGAAUGGCGCUCUAGAAUAUCUUUCUCGGGAUCUUCUUAUUACUGAAAAUGUUGUCCUACAAGGAUGGGUGGUUAGCACGUUACUUGCCGGUGCUACAGUUGGUUCUUUCACUGGUGGAGCAUUGGCUGAUAAAUUUGGUCGAACUCAAACUUUUAAGCUUGAUGCAAUUCCAUUGGUAGUUGGUGCCUUUCUCAGUACAACUGCUCAAAGCGUGCAUGCAAUGUUAAUUGGUCGGUUAUUUGUUGGAAUUGGGAUUGGAAUCACAUCUGCAGUUGUUCCACUUUACAUAUCAGAGAUAUCGCCAACUGAAAUCCGUGGAGCACUUGGAUCUAUUAACCAACUUUUCAUUUGUAUUGGAAUUCUUGCUGCUCUAGUGGUCGGGCUUCCAUUGUCAGGAAACCCUCUAUGGUGGCGCUCCAUGUUUGGUAUUGCAAUCAUUCCAUCAAUUCUGUUGGCACUAGGGAUGGCUAUCUCCCCUGAGAGCCCCCGUUGGCUUGUUCAGCAAGGAAAAUUUAGUGAAGCGGAAAAUGCUGUAAGGACCCUCUAUGGAAAAGAAAGGGUUGCUGAGGUUAUGUAUGACCUUAAAGCAGGAGCUCAAGGUCGCACAGAGCAAGAUGCUGGUUGGUUUGAUCUUUUCAGUAAGCGGUACUGGAAAGUUGUAAGUGUGGGGGCAGCAUUAUUCUUGUUUCAGCAGUUAGCUGGAAUAAAUGCGGUGGUCUACUAUUCUACAUCUGUAUUUCGAAGUGCUGGUAUUGCUUCUGAUGCUGCAGCUAGUGCUUUGGUUGGAGCAUCAAACGUCUUUGGCACUGCCGUAGCAUCAUCAUUGAUGGACAGGAAAGGAAGGAAAAGCCUUCUCUUGUUUAGCUUUAUUGGAAUGGCUGCUUCAAUGCUGCUUCUUUCUUUGUCAUUCUCAUUGAAAGCUCUGGCACCUUAUUCUGGAACACUUGCUGUUCUCGGGACGGUUCUCUAUGUGUUGUCCUUUUCACUUGGUGCUGGACCAGUACCAGCUCUUCUGCUCCCUGAAUUAUUUGCUUCCAGGAUUAGAGCCAAGGCAGUUGCAUUGUCUUUGGGUAUGCACUGGAUUUCCAACUUUCUGAUUGGUCUCUUCUUCUUGAGUGUUGUGAACAAGUUUGGUAUUAGUGCUGUUUAUAUGGGGUUUUCUGGGGUUUGUCUGCUGGCUGUUCUGUACGUAGCAGGCAAUGUGGUUGAGACAAAGGGCCGAUCUUUAGAGGAGAUUGAGUUGGCCCUCAACCCCUCAGUUUGAGUUUAUGCGUUAACAAUUCAAAUCAGUACACAAUCUGUUUAUGACGCUUGUAACAAACUGUUAAAAGCCAGUCAAUAAUUCAAAAAACUUUGUUUCGGGCUCCUUUGAUUGCUCCAAAUUCGGAAACCAAGGAUUAGCUUGAAAAACACAGUAGUUUUCGACCACAUUCUACUUUUCAGAGAUUUGGAAUGAUGUAUCG
Molecule: messenger RNA, 1986 nt
Organism: Phalaenopsis equestris
Lineage: Eukaryota; Viridiplantae; Streptophyta; Magnoliopsida; Asparagales; Orchidaceae
Product: plastidic glucose transporter 4
Exons: 13
Coding region: 144-1787 (547 amino acids)
Biological process (GO): carbohydrate transport; transmembrane transport
Cellular component (GO): membrane
Molecular function (GO): carbohydrate:proton symporter activity
Source: RefSeq, a predicted model, not a curated record